This is a messenger RNA of Fusarium tjaetaba, 1617 nucleotides long. Its product is annotated as major facilitator superfamily domain protein. Gene Ontology annotation, biological process: transmembrane transport. Gene Ontology annotation, molecular function: transmembrane transporter activity. The record is from RefSeq and is a predicted model, not a curated record. The transcript has 3 exons. Bases 1 to 1617 code for a protein of 538 amino acids. Lineage: Eukaryota; Fungi; Ascomycota; Sordariomycetes; Hypocreales; Nectriaceae.
AUGGAAAAAGAUGAUCAUCAUGGCAAGGCCAAGAAUGUCGAAGACGCUGGAGGCAACAGCGCCGGAGUUCUUCUGUACGAUGAUCACGGAAAUGUUCGAAACCUGCCAGUUCCAUCGUCAGACCCCAACGAUCCCCUCAACUUUGGGAUCUGGCGACAGCGUCUCGUUCUCUUGGCCGUCUGCAUGUAUGGCAUCGCUGGUUUCGGUGUUAUCCAGUCUACACCCCUCUUCUUUGGGAACCUUAUCGCCGAAUACAUGAAGGAAACGCGUGGUACAUUCCAUCCCGACCGUAUUGCAGACCUUGCUAGUUAUCCCUCCCUCUGCAUGGGCUUGGGAAACUUCUUCUUCGUUCCCCUGUCCAUGGCACUCGGUCGCCGCUUCGCCUUCAUCUUGAGCAACAUAAUCUUUGUGGCAUCGAUUAUCUGGGCUGCCAAGUCACAGUCCUUUGAGUCUCAUCUUGGAGCACGUUGUUUGCAGGGUCUCACUGCAGGUAUCUCGGACUGUCUGCUACCGAUUAUCGUCCUCGACAUGUCAUUCCUAUAUAAGCGAAGCGCACGACUCACUGCUUAUUGGGCGUUCACCGCCAUCGGGUCUUCUAUACUACUGAUCCCCAUUCCCUUUAUCAUUGAGAACUCGGGUGGCAAUUGGAGACUCAACUAUUGGUUCUGGUUAGCUUUUGCAGUCUUUGCAAUGAUACUCAUCAUCUUCUGCGUCCCCGAGACUCUUUUCAACCGUCGUGCUGCAGAGCUUAGCGGGAGAAUCCAUGCGACGGAUGCAUAUGGUACUCAUCGAACCUUUGCCUCGCCGCAAGCCGCCCGCGACGCUGGUUUUGACAUUGAGGAUGCUCAGUCAGAGAAUCCCACAGAGCUCUCGUAUAAGCGCCAGUUUGCACUUUUCACAGUUCAACCAUCGCCUGUCGCCCGGUUCUUUGGUGCAUACAAAGACAUAUUUCUUUGUAUUCUUGUGCCAGGUACUCUUUGGGUCCUGCUGUUCAACAGUAUGGUGUUUGGAGGUCUCGUGGUGCUGAGCUUGACUUAUGCCCAGCGCCUUGAGAUGCCGCCCUGGAACUUCUCCCCAGAAACCGUCGGAACGGUGCAAAUUGGAGCGGCUAUCGGGGCGCUCUUUGGUCUGGGAUACGGCGAGCUAGCAGAACCCAUCAGUCGCUACUUGACCAAGAGAAAUGGCGGUGUUCGAGAGCCUGAGCAUGUUCUUCCCAAUUUCAUUCUCCCGUCCAUUUUCUGCUUUCUGGGCAUGAUAAUCUAUGGAAUCGUGGCAGGGGAUCCAUCGAAGUAUAGCUGGGUGGGCAUGCAUGCUGCUUUCGCCCUGUUCUACUUUGGCUUCUGUGCUAUCUCGGCCGUGACUGGAGUUUGGCUUGGAGAAUUGCUGCCGCACAUGUCGGGACCUGCAAUUGUUCUCACCUGUGGAGGAAGAAAUGCCAUUUCUUUUGGGUACAGUCAUUCGUUCAAUUCAUGGAUCAGCGCGAUGGGUAUCAGGGAUACGUACAUCUUGUUCGGGGGCAUCCAUUUUGCCUUGGGGUCUCUCGCAGUUCCUUUGUACUUUUUUAACGGUCGGAUCCGUCGGGCUAUGGAGAAGGUAUCAUCCCUCGGCACUUGUUGA